This is a messenger RNA of Xenopus tropicalis (tropical clawed frog), 983 nucleotides long. It is a transcript of the gene exosc8, whose product is annotated as exosome component 8. Bases 57 to 887 code for a protein of 276 amino acids. Lineage: Eukaryota; Metazoa; Chordata; Amphibia; Anura; Pipidae. The record is from RefSeq and is marked provisional. The transcript is spliced from 11 exons. Gene Ontology annotation, biological process: RNA catabolic process; RNA processing. Gene Ontology annotation, cellular component: exosome (RNase complex); cytoplasm; nucleolus.
GGUUGUUGAAGUUGGGUACAAGGAGGUUACAGGGGCUCCGCGCUGAGGCCUGCAACAUGGCGGCUGGUUUCAAGACGGUGGAACCUUUAGAGUAUUACAGAAAAUUCCUGAAGGAGGCUUGUCGGCCGGACGGUCGAGAACUCACUGAGUUUAGGACAACGACCAUAAAUGUUGGUUCCAUUACCACAGCGGAUGGUUCAGCUUUAGUGAAGCUUGGGAAUUGCACUGUACUAUGUGGGGUUAAAGCGGAGUUUACAGCUCCUCCCGCGGAUGCCCCCAAUAAAGGAUAUGUUGUUCCAAAUGUGGAUCUUACACCCUUGUGCUCCUCUCAGUUUCGGCCUGGUCCCCCAGGGGAAGAGGCUCAAGUUGCCAGUCAGUUCAUAGCAGAUGUUAUUGACAAUUCCCAGAUGCUCCUGAAAGAAGACUUGUGCAUCGCACAUGGCAAGCUAGCAUGGGUUCUGUACUGUGAUCUCAUAUGUCUCGAUUACGAUGGAAACCUUCUUGAUACUUGCAUGUGUGCUUUGGUUGCUGCUUUACAGAAUGUAAGAUUGCCAUCUGUUAAAAUAAACGAGGAGACUGGUUUAGCAGAAGUCAAUUUGAAAACAAAACAUGCUCUGAAAAUCCUGAAACACCCCGUUGCAACAUCAUUUGCAGUAUUUGAUGACACAUUCCUUCUGGUGGAUCCCACAGGGGAAGAGGAGGGCUUGGCCAGCGGACUACUCACUGUUGUGACUGAUGAAGAUGAAAGGUUAUGUGCCACUCGAAAACCAGGUGGGAGUGCCCUUGCAGCAGAGAAGCUCCAGGAGUGCAUCAGUCGAGCCAUCACGAGACACAAAGAGGUGACGAACCUUCUGCAAGAGGCGCUGGCCAGUGUCAAGUCAGAAUAAGUAGGCAUAUUCAUUUUAAAAAUGACCAUGUAAAAAGUUGUAUUUGUUACAGUGAUUGCACACCUUUUGUACUAAAUAAACAUUACCAUGGCUACA